Leptopilina boulardi is the source of this 1319-nucleotide messenger RNA. RefSeq lists its product as uncharacterized. The transcript is spliced from 7 exons. NCBI's taxonomy places the organism in Eukaryota, Metazoa, Arthropoda, Insecta, Hymenoptera, Figitidae. The record is from RefSeq and is a predicted model, not a curated record. Gene Ontology annotation, molecular function: serine-type endopeptidase inhibitor activity. The coding region runs from base 75 to 1319 and encodes 414 amino acids.
UCGGUACAUGAGAAGUGAUAUAUUAACGGUCUUGUAUCAUUUUAUUUUAAUACAAGAAACAAAAAAUUUUCAUAAUGAAGUUUUUUAUUAGUCAUCUUUUAUUUUUAUUUACAUUCUUCUUUGGGGUUUGGAGUUCGCCAAAGGCAGAAUUAUGUCUACUUGAUUUUGACGAAGGUCCAGAUGAUAAUUAUACUCUUUCUUAUUGGUUCAAUAAAACUGCAGAACAAUGUGAAAGAUUUUGGUACGGUGGAAGUGGCGGAAAUGACAACAGAUUUGAAACAUUAAAUGAUUGCAUAAAAAAUUGUGAUAUUGAAGAGGAAGAAAUAUUACCUGGAUUAUUAUCAAAAGAAGUAUGUUUAUUAAAAUGGGAUUCUGGUCGUUAUGAGAAUUGGACGUUACAAUUUGCAUAUGAUAAAGAACAAGAAGAAUGCAUAGAAUUUCAAUAUGGAGGAAGAGGUGGUAACGCCAAUAGAUUUAAAAAUUAUGAAGAUUGUAUAGACCUCUGUGAACCAAUGAACGAAAGUUUGGUUCUUGAAUCACAUACUAAGGAAGAUUGUUUCCUGGAUAUUGAUAAUGGUGGACAGGACAAUUGGAAGGAAUAUUAUGGUUUUGUUAAAACAGAAAAUAAAUGUGUACCAUUUUUUUAUGGAGGAAGUGACGGUAAUGGUAACAGAUUUAAUACAGAAAAAGAAUGCAGAUGGUUCUGUAAACGAGUUACAGUAACAAUGGAACAUGAAGAAGAAUUGAAGAAUAUGCUUUACAAUUCCCUUAGCUUUUAUCUUGGACUUGAAGAUUAUAUUUGUCCUAAAGAAUCAUGUCUUGAUAUUCAAAAUCACGUGAGAUAUAUUGUUCAUUCUUAUUUAUUUGAUCGUAUUUAUGAUGUUUCUAAUGAUGUUUUAAUGAAAAUUUCAUGUGAAAUUGAUUCAAUUAUAAAUGAAAAUAAUUUAAUAAACAAAAAAUUUGAUAUAAAAAAAAUUGUAAAUAAUGUCACAAAUGGAAUUAUGAAAAUAAUUGCAAAUUGUAAUAGAUUUGGAAAAUUUGUCAAUGAACAAGAAUAUCCUAUUUUAUUUAAAUUAUUAUUGGAAAAAAUUAAUUCAAUUGAUGAUUUUACAUCGUUAAUUGAAUUAAAGGAUCAAUUUAUGAAAAUUAUUUUAAAUAAUAUUCAACCUAUUGAACAAACUAUUGAGAAUAAAAUAUCUAAUGAUAUUGACGAAAUAAUGAAACAAUAUCAUCAAUUAACAUGGUCAAUUUUCAAAUUUACAAUUGCUCAUGAUGUUCAUUAUUAUGUUAACAAGGCUCUUGAGAAAAAUAAAAAUUAA